CCUUGGAAACCUCUUCCAGAAUGGCAAGUCAGAAUAUAAAACAGACCGCAGCAAUGCAAUGGUAAUCUUCAAGACGGAUGCCAAGGACUAAACUCCCAAACGUCUUGCAAAAUGCCCGUGUUUUGAAACGCAACUUAUUGCGUGCUACACACUCUUGACGGGACAGAACAUCUCCAACUUACUGCUCUACCAACUGGAGAAGAUGAAGACUUGUAGAUUUUCAAACUGUAUAGUUUUCUUUUUCAUCGCCAGUGGGGCAGGUGCUGUAGUUGUGAACACAACCUCAUCUUCCACGGAUCAGGGGAAUGUCACUAUUGCAAAGGAAUCCCAUGGAGACCAACUGUCGGCAUUUAUACCGAAAUCAAGACGUAAGCGCUAUAUCUCUCAGGGUGAUAUGCUUGCCAUUUUAGAGUACCACAACCAAGUUCGAGCUAACGUCUUUCCACCUGCCGCUAACAUGGAGUACAUGCUUUGGGACGACGGUCUGGCUAGAUCUGCAGAGGCAUGGGCAGCCACCUGUAUUUGGGACCAUGGACCACCGUUUCUGCUGAGGUUUCUGGGGCAAAAUCUCUCAGUGAGAACUGGCAACUACCAGUCCAUUAUCCAACUGGUCAAGCCUUGGUAUGAUGAGGUGAAUGACUAUCUCUUCCCAUAUCCACGAGACUGCAACCCAAGUUGUCCAUUGCGGUGCUAUGGACCCAUGUGCACACAUUACACUCAGAUGGUGUGGGCCACUUCGAACAGAGUUGGCUGUGCUAUCCAAACGUGUUAUAACAUGCUCGUAUGGGGAGCCAUAUGGCGGGAGGCAACCUACCUUGUCUGCAAUUAUUCGCCAAAGGGGAACUGGAUCGGAGAAGCUCCAUACAAAGUUGGGGUGCCCUGCUCCGCUUGCCCUCCAAGCUAUGGGGGCUCAUGUAGUAACAACAUGUGCUAUCCAGGAAUGACCUCAAACUACCUUUACUGGUUCAAGUAAGAGACGAUGAACAAGAAAAAUUGUAAAAAUUAUUUAAACACUCCUCCUGAUAACCAUCAACAUUUUGGUGUUGACCUGUUUUUCUCUUUGCAGUAUUUUCCCAAUUUCAGUGUUUUACAUUUAUUUGGCAUUGUGCAUGUUGUGUCAUUGUUACCGGGCGAAUAAACCAGUCGCAACGCGAUUGAAGCGACAGAGAAUCGCUUCUAUGCAGCAAGAGCGAUACGUGCGAUAGAAGCGACUAGAGUAUGUCCGUUGAAAGCAGAACGAAAGCAUUCCAACAUUCCCCAUUGGCUGUGUUUCUGUUACUGACCUCUAUACAGUCUAUACAGAGGCUUCAACUACAAACUGUCGCUCUCGUCGCGCAAACCGCCUCUAGUCUCCAGAAUCGCUUUUGUCGCGCAACUCAAUACUAAGUCAAUUACUUCCGCCGCUCGCCUCGCUCAUGUCGCGGCUGGUGUAUUCACCCUGCUAGAGUAAGGGUAACUCAUUACUUUUCGGCUGUAUCUAAGAGGUGCUAACGUGCAUACCGGUAUUACUAUGGUUUGACCAUUUGUAGCAUGAUGAUUUCAUAUCAGGUCUUUUCAGUCAGUGAAUAUUCCUGCCAUUUUUGUUUGGCAUUCAAAAUGUGAUAUCUGUAGGCUAUAAUUUCAGGGUGAUUUGAUGGUGCUCAAAGAAUCACAUACACCAAACAACUAAUGGUCAGAAUGGCUAAAAGGGAAAUUAAAUAUAUGUGUCAUUAAUUGUGCUGAGGUUGCGUGUGUGUGUGUG
Molecule: messenger RNA, 1741 nt
Organism: Engraulis encrasicolus (European anchovy)
Lineage: Eukaryota; Metazoa; Chordata; Actinopteri; Clupeiformes; Engraulidae
Gene: pi15b
Product: peptidase inhibitor 15b
Exons: 6
Coding region: 203-973 (256 amino acids)
Cellular component (GO): extracellular region
Source: RefSeq, a predicted model, not a curated record